Molecule: messenger RNA, 6008 nt
Organism: Oreochromis aureus
Lineage: Eukaryota; Metazoa; Chordata; Actinopteri; Cichliformes; Cichlidae
Product: leucine-rich repeat-containing protein 49
Exons: 11
Coding region: 3954-5423 (489 amino acids)
Biological process (GO): mRNA splicing, via spliceosome
Molecular function (GO): U2 snRNA binding; protein binding
Source: RefSeq, a predicted model, not a curated record
GUGUGAAUGGGUGGAUGACUGAACGUGUAAAGCGCUUUGGGGUCCUUAGGGACUUAGGCAAAGCGCUAUACAAAUACAGGCCAUUUACCAUUUACCAUUUCAUGUUAAAAAACAAACAAAAAAACCCACUUCCUGCUUUUUGGCUUUUCUUUCUGUUCCCUUCUUCAGUUCCCUUAUUUCCAUCAGUUUGAAAGUACAAAUACAAAAAUGUUUGCACGCUGAGAUCUUACAUUGUGCAUUGAUUUAACUUAGCUAUAUCCGACUUGCAGACCCUAGUGUGAUGCAGCACACAGCUAUAUCCCAACACUACAGCUACCCUGUGGUUCUUUGAAGUUCCUGCAGCUACCAAUUAAUUUUUUUCUUAUUACUGUUCAGAAAAUGUGCCUCUGAAGAUGAAAGCAAUAGCAAUUGUACUUUAUCUUUCAUGUUCAAAUUACCACUUGUGGACCAGGUCCCUUGGAUGGUUACUGUUACCUUUGCUGUGAUACAACAUAUCAGUUUUUACAGUCACAAAAUAACAAAAAUAAAAAUAGCAUUAAUGGAAUCUUUGUGAGAAAGUGGUGGUGAAGUAUAUCACUGUUGGUGUUACCUAGGGAGACAUAGCUCAUUACCGACAACCUCCCACCGACUUUCUGGCACGCUGAAAGAGAAACUGGAUAUUCUAAACACGGAAACUUACUCCCUUUGGUUUCUAUAGUUUUAAUCUGAUAAACACAACAGUACAUGCCAAAACAGGCCCCUUCAUUUGUAUGCAAAUCCCCUAAGCCCUUUCCUGCUUUUUAGGAUAGAAAAUAAAAAGGGAAUUCAACAUUUUGAAUCAGCUGAAAGCCCUUCCCGUCACUCAUCCUGUCGUCUGCCUGCAAUUUCUGAUCACAAAACACUUCCAGUCCUAAUUAUCAGAUGUUGUAUUUUAUUUGAUACACAGGAGAGGAAAAAUGCUACCCCUCAGCAGUUUCGGUCUCUGUCAUUAUUGCUGCUUGCUGCCAAGUGCUUAUACCUUGCACAAACUAAAUAACCACGUUCCAGGUGCUCAGGUUUUCUCUCUGUCAUGAAAGGGAAAGCAGAUAAAAAGUGAAAUUCUUAACCUGAAAAAACACUGUCACUGUCUUUCUUUGAAAGCAACUCUUAAACUUGAUUACUUUGCACCCAGUCAUCCAUACUUCCUCUUAGGUGUUCCUUUCCAUUAUGAAAUUCACUGCGUGUCACUAAGGGAUCCAUUUUAUAUUUUUGGCAGUGGGAAUGAUGAUUUGUUUGAAAGAAAAGCACAGUCAGCUUGAGCAGUGAUAAAGCAGUCUAAGAGAAAAAGUCAUGGCACUGGCAGACUGACUUUAUGCAUUAACAGAAGGGUUUGUCUGUGAGCCAAAAGACUAUACCAUCAUCAAAACAUAGAAAAAUGUAGAAACUCCUUAAUGCGCUUUGAUUGUUAGAAUAAUAGAUAAUGUAGAAUAAUUAACUCAAUAUUGUGUGUGUGUGUGUGUGUGUGUGUGUGUGUGUGUGUGUGUGUGUGUUACAGUAGGUGAGUUUUACCUUUUAUAUAUUGACACGGUUUAUGGGAAGGAGGAUUUUUGGAUGUUCCUGAGUAAAUAGCUUGAAGUGUUUCCCAAAACAGGUCAGUAAACAGUAACAGCAACUUAGUAAUGUCUAAGUUUUUCCAGUAUGACCUGGGAACAUGGAAACUGUGUGUUAUGUUCAACUGUUGUUACAGGGAGAAACUCUUAACUUCUACAACUUAAAAUCCAAGUGAGUACCACAAAAUGUUUUGGCUGAUAUGUGAAGUGUCUCAAAGGUCAUGCAAGAAUAACACAGGAGUGUUCCCAAUGUCACAGCAUCUGCAGUUCUAAUGCACAGUCGCAUAAACCAGAUGAAAUCACAUCUCAAGCCUGUGCUAUUGAAGGAACAUCCACAAAACCCACCAGCUUACGGUCUUAGAAACCCCCCCAGCAGCCACAUGUACUUGUGUUUACAUGAGCAGCUUUCAUGCUCUUUUGUGAUGUGUUGGUGUUGCAUGCAGACGAGACAGCGGUGAUGAGAGGUUUUUCUGUGUUUAUUGAAUAAUGCCUCAGCCAGAGCUGAGUAUGAGUGUGAAAAAUGAAGACACGCAAGCUGUCAGUAAGGAGAGGGUGGAGCUGGGAUAAAGAGGUGAAGGCACGGGCACACAGAUACAUAAAUACACACCCGCAGGCAUACAGGCAAACAAGAACACACACACACACACACACACACCGCUCUACCCAGCCUCAUAAGAGAUCCUGUCAGCUGAUUGGUUCUGAUCAGUCAGGUUUUCUAAAAAAGGACCACAUUGGUGGGCGAUUGUUAUGCAGCUCAUCAGCUCAGUGAUGACAUCAUUCUGUCUGAGACAGGGCUGCUAUAUUUAGUUUCAGACAGCCAGGAGUGGCUGCUGCUUCACUAGCAUCCAUACAAAAGCAGGCAUAGACAGAGACUGUAAAUGUGGUUGAUGGUCGAGUACUGGCUAGCACUGCAUAGCAUGACUUGCAUUUGUCUAUCUAUCUAUCUAUCUAUCUAUCUGUCUAUCUAUCUAUCUAUCUAUCUAUCUAUCUAUCUAUCUAUCUAUCUAUCUAUCUAUCUAUCUAUCUAUCUAUCUAUCUAUCUAUCUAUCUAUCUAUCUAUCUAUCUAUCUAUCUAUCUAUCUAUCUAUCUAUCUAUCUCAGUUCUAUUGAAUUAUCUCCUUUGAGCAAAAAGAUCACACAACAUAGACCUGUGUUGUUAGAUGUUGUUUUAGUAGAUUGUUUCAUUACAUAUACCGCACAGAACCCACGUUAUGCGCCAAUUAGAAAUUUGAGUUUAGGACCCUGAUUUAGUGUUUACUAACUCCUUGUCUCACCACUAUUUCAUGCACAUUAGAAAAAUCCACAUGAAAAAAUAACAUGAUUGGAGAAAAUAACUUUCCACACUGAGGAAAAGCCAUAUUGCUGAGUUAACUAUUUAAAUAUUUCUAAUCAAUAUUUUUGGUUUUCCAUGAUGCAGAAGUCUAGAUAAGGAGGCAUAGUGUAAACUAAUGUAAACUAAUGUGUUAAACAAGCUAAAACAUCUUGCUAAAAUUUCAUGCAGAACUUAAAAAUUAAGUGUAGGUUGUUACUAGCUUAAAAAGCCAAGUUGUAAACAUUAAAUGUUUCUUUUAACUGAGUUUUGAUGUGUUUAAUUGUAGGGGAGGAACUGCUCAGUGAUGCAGUGGUUACCAUUGUUAGCACUGUGUCUGUAUGGAUUUUCUCUGGGUACUCCACCUUCCUCCAGGUGAUCUUUGGCAUUGGCCUUGCGAUUUUGGUGUUGGUCAUGUGAUAGACUGAUGACCUAUCUAAGGUGAACCCAGCCUAUUGUCAGCAGGAAAAACCUCCUCCCUAGUUUUUCUGUAGAAAUCUUUCACAGUUAUCAGUAUCUCUAGCACUACUGCUGAUGUUGUAUACCCUACUACUCUAUCUGUAAUAAAUAUACUGUACUCAGCUUGUUGGCCUUAUAUGCAAUUGAUAACGCAGUGUUGCAUAACUGUGUUAUAUCUAUAUGCUUGUGUGGGAGGGAAUUUUGUGGAUUUCUAAAUGACGAAACCUGCCUGCACUGUUCUUCUGCAGGGGUGCUAGCAUGACCUGAACACCAGUCUAACCUCCUAAUAGAACAGAGCCUAGCAGGAAACUGAAGGAGGUUUGUGAGGCGUUGGCUGCAGUGUGGGUGGACAGUGACGCAGCCCAGUCAUACUGCUGAUGGGAGUGUCCUCUUUGCUUCCAGUAUAUCCAACAUUGUCCAGCGACACACAUAAAGAAAGCCCAGACCUUGAUACUAGAGAAUGUGAUUUACCCCAUGCUGUCGUCCAAGUAGUUUAUGUGAUUAUGACAUUGCACUUGUCCCUGUGUGUCCAAUUCAGCGUGCCAGCUGCCCAGCUGCUGCUUUUCCCCCACCCCCUCAGUAAAUUGUGCAUCGAUUUUUGAUGCUGAGCCUGCCUGAUGACUGAGGUGGACCGUCUGCCCUUGUUGCAGCGCCUCUUUCUCAGCUGCAACAACAUCACCAGUUUUGACCAGCUAGCCUGCCUUGGAGAGUCGUGCUCCCUUUCUGAGCUCACGCUGGAUGGGAAUCCUGUAGCCCUGGAGACAUGGUACAAGCAGGCCGUCCUGCGCUGUGUGCUUCAUCUCAGACAGCUGGACAUGAAGCGCAUCACAGACGAGGAUCGGCGCAUGGCAGGUGUACAGGCUCGAAAAGAGGAGGAAAAGAAGAAGGAGAGUCACAAGCAGACCAUUCAUAAGGAGAAGCGGCGUCUAGCAAUCCGUAAUGCUGCACAGCAGUGGGAGGGUGUCAGGGCCUGCCUGGAGCUCCCAUCCACAAAUGGCGCUAAAGAAGAAGUCAGUCCAGAGAACAGCCCUGCUCACAGCCCCGCCCAGACCAAUGGCCUUACACAGGAACCUUCCCCUGAUGAACCAAGGCGGGUAAGCCCAGGUUCAGGACCAGAGCGGCCGUCAGGGGGAACAGAAAUCAGACUCCAGACCAACAGCCGUCCAAACAGCCCACGAGACCCCAAGCUUGUGGAGGCAGGGAGUGGCAGUGUUCAAAGCUUGUCCUUGUCUGACAGUCACCUGGCAGAGCUGGAUGGAGACACCCUGCGUUUAUUUGGACUUGGAGCCCUGGAGGCCCUGGAGAGGGGCUGGGGUGUUCAGACUGCUGGUGCUGUCACUGUAAUAACCUUCCGCUACAUCAGCUUUGAUGCCAUAGUACCAACACUGCCACGAAUAAGAGUCAAGUUCCCAAAUCUGUCGCAUAUGAUCUUUUUGGAAACCAACAUCAGCCGUCUGCCGCAGCUGGCAGCCCUGGCUCAGGUGAGGCGCCUAGACCAGCUGACCAUACACCCAGAUGGCAACCCAGUGGUCAGUUUGACUCUUUGGCGCUCCUUUGUCAUCUAUCGUCUUCACCACUUCAACCUGCAGAGAAUCAAUGGCCAGGAGGUGACCAUGAACGAUGUGAUCGCUGCAGAACGUGUGUUUGGAACACUGGGCCAUAUAGCAGCUACCGAAACUCCACGUUGCCGGCUCCUUCUGCUGCUUGAGGAGUCCAGGAAGCGGCAGUUGCAGUUCCUGUUGGAGGGGCGUGGCCGGCGGGCAGGACUCAGUCCAGAGGAGCUGCGUGAUAAUGGGAAACUCCUGGGAGAAGGCCUGAGCAGAGCAUUGUUUAACUAUCCAAGCAGAGACUGCAGUGCAGAGAGCCCUGAGGAGGGCAGUGUGGAGUCAUCAGAGCGUGCUACUAUGGUAGAGCAGUACCUACAGGAGUUGGUCCAAAGUGCAUCAGACACCAACCUGAAGGGCGAGGCUUUACACAAGCUCUGGCCUUCCAUGUUUGCAGAGAUGGUGAGAGACUGUGUCUUGGAGAUGAGGGACCGAGCGGCCUUCCGCCAAGCCAGCCUGGCAAAGCUCUCUGAGACCAAGUGAAAAGGACCAAAGGUUCACUGUUAGGCAACAUACCUGCACACGUGGACAGAGCUUUCUUGAGCAUCUUCGUCCUUUAAUUUCAAAAUGGAUUACACAUAAUCACUUUGUCAGUUUUAAUGCAUUUGGAAACACAAGGGUGUAUUUCCUUAGUCUGUUGGAAGCUUCUGCUUGAUAUGUACGUAGACUAUUUUAUAGAUGUCUGAAGAAAUUGUCUGAAUGUAGAUUUUUCACUAAAAAACCCACAGUUUGAUUCUUCAGAGCUUGAAGGUAAAUAAUACUUGAAGAACGUUAAAGAGACUUAGUGACUCACAGUGCAUUGUUGUCCCUACGGAGCAUUGUCUGCACUUUAAAAGCCAUCUGAAUGACCCCUCUACACCAUUAAUAUCAUCAGCUGAAAAUGACCUGUGUGUCUUUUCUUGAGACUAGAAUGAUUUUUCUGUCUUAAAGCCUGUCUCAUCCAUUGCUCUCUCAUUUCUUCCUGCGGGACAUAAAUGCAAGGGCACAAACAAGGACAAGGUCUUUUCUUUGUUUACCACUGAUUUUCUGUAUUGUACUUAGUAUUAAACAAUUCUGCAUUAACACUGA